CCAGCAGCCAGACCAUCCCCGGUGAAGUGACCUCCAUUGUGAUUAGGCCAGCACGCUCGGAGGUGAUACAGCAGGCUAAGGUUGUACUGGCCAAUACCCGAAAGACCGGAUCGCUAGUCUGGGGCCUGACUGUAGACGAGGCGGAACAGGCCUGUCAAGCGAUUGCCAAAGCUGAGAAUGAAAAAGCUGCCGAAAACUCCAAAAAACGUAGGACUUACCUGCAUCCAUUCGUGGACGCAUUUCUCGACAGGCUACUCAAUAUGAAAGACAGUGAACCUGAAAUUGAAGUGGAAGAAGUUGAGGGCCACUUAUUAUCCAUACGCAGCAAAGAGGAACUCACUUCUCUGAUCGAGGCCUUAGGCAAACUAAAGCAGGGCGUCUAUUGGACAGGAGCAAGGCUGAUGCGAAGGCCUUCGAGUAGAUUAAGCCAGUGGCUAAAUCUACCUCAGGUGGACCUGGCAUGGACAGAUGGCAGCCGCGGAUCACUAGACGUUCUUGGAUUGUCCACCGAAGAUUUGGCCCGACUCGAACCGAACAGGGAGUACUGUUUGGCGCUGGAUCUUUGGCUGGGUCGCUGGCAAGCGCGUAACUGCAGCGACCAGCUGGCCUACGCAUGCAACCUCCGCCCGAUUCCUAAAACGACCACUGAAUCCAAGCCACAGAAAGAAAGCGAUGAAUGGAGAGAUACUGAUGAGAGCCUUCCUGGACACCAUUCUCAUCCAACCCAAGAGGCAACUGCGGGUUCUACAACUCCGUCUGCCUCUUCAACACCUGUCGCCGAAACCGCAACUACACAACCAACUCCGAGCGAAACUGACAUUGUUCAACCAUCGUCAGAAGCAUCAAGCGAAGGAACCGAAGAACCGAAGCCAAUUGCAGGUUCCACAACUCCGUCUGCCUCUUCAACACCUGUCGCCGAAACCGCAACUACACAACCAACUCCGAGCGAAACUGACACUGUUCAACCAUCGUCAGAGGCAUCAAGCGAAGGAACCGAAGAACCGAAGCCAAUUACAAUUUCCACAACUCCGUCUGUCUCUUCAACACCUUUCGCCGAAACCGCAACUACACAACCAACUCCGAGCGAAACUGACACUGUUCAACCAUCGUCAGAGGCAUCAAGCGAAGGAACCGAAGAACCGAAGCCAAUUGCAGUUUCCACAACUGCGUCUGUCUCUUCAACACCUGUCGUUGAAACCGCAACUACGCAAACAACUCCGGUGGACACGGACACAGUUCAAUCAACAACAACCGGAUCAACCGAAGUAACCGGAUCGACGGACAGUUCGACGCCCCUCUCAACCAUACAGAGUAGUACCGAAGGCUUUGAGUCACCAUUCACAGCAUCUACGGCCCCAGUCACCGAAACUACACCAGAAAAAACGAUUUCCUCAACCCCGUCAGAAGAGGAAACAGGCCUACCAGAAGGUGAAAUCGCGCUAAAAUCAAUCAAUGCACAGCCUAUUGCAGAGGCAUUUACACCUUCAGAAAGUGACUUCGACGCAAUUCGACAAAUGACGACUGGCAGUGAGACGGUGAGCACAAGCACUGAAAUGACUACCUCGACUGCUACAGACACUAGCACAGUGACACCCCUUGACGGUUCUGUCUCCACUGAGCCUUCGCAAACAUCAACACUGUCAGUUACCGGUGCUGCAGGUAUUCCUGCAACUACCCCUGCCGCCACCAUCCUAGAUUCGUCUACUGUUGCCACGGCAGAAACCGUACCCCUCAGUCCAGCCAGAUUUUCUGCUACUUCCAUGCCUAUGGAGCCUUCGGAGGCAUCAAAACUGUCAGUCACCGGUGCUGCAGGUAGUCCGGCAACAACCCCUGCCGCCACCAUCUUAGAUUCGUCUACUGUUGCGACGGCAGAAACUGUACCCCUCAGUCCAGCC
Dibothriocephalus latus is the source of this 1895-nucleotide messenger RNA. The record is from the annotation of a GenBank genome assembly. NCBI's taxonomy places the organism in Eukaryota, Metazoa, Platyhelminthes, Cestoda, Diphyllobothriidea, Diphyllobothriidae.